Oryza brachyantha (malo sina) is the source of this 1784-nucleotide messenger RNA. RefSeq names its product shaggy-related protein kinase alpha. The record is from RefSeq and is a predicted model, not a curated record. Gene Ontology annotation, molecular function: protein serine/threonine kinase activity; ATP binding. Gene Ontology annotation, cellular component: cytoplasm. The coding region runs from base 117 to 1343 and encodes 408 amino acids. Lineage: Eukaryota; Viridiplantae; Streptophyta; Magnoliopsida; Poales; Poaceae. Gene Ontology annotation, biological process: protein phosphorylation; signal transduction. The transcript has 13 exons.
GGAGGAGGAGGAGGGUGUGGAUCUUCGGCGGCGAGGAGGAAGGUUGACCGAUAGAUCCACCGUGGGGUUUUGUGUUAAUGCAAAGCUGACUCGCCAUCGAUUAGCUUUCAUAAGAGAUGGCUUCAGUAGGGGUUGCUCCGUCUGGGUUAAAGAACAGCAGCGGCACCAGCAUGGGUGCUGAGAAGUUGCCUGAUCAGAUGAACGAUCUGAAGAUAAGGGAUGACAAGGAAGUUGAGGCAACGAUUAUUAAUGGCAAAGGAACAGAAACUGGCCACAUAAUUGUCACAACUACUGGUGGCAGGAACGGUCAGCCGAAACAGACAGUUAGCUACAUGGCUGAGCGUAUCGUAGGGCAAGGUUCAUUUGGGAUUGUCUUCCAGGCUAAAUGUCUGGAGACAGGUGAGACAGUUGCUAUCAAGAAGGUUCUUCAGGAUAAGCGCUACAAGAACCGUGAACUUCAGACCAUGCGCCUUCUUGACCACCCAAACGUUGUUGCUCUGAAGCAUUGUUUUUUCUCUACAACCGAGAAGGAUGAACUGUAUCUAAACUUGGUUCUUGAGUAUGUGCCUGAGACUGUUCACCGUGUUGUGAAGCAUUACAACAAGAUGAACCAACGUAUGCCACUUAUCUAUGUGAAGCUAUAUAUGUACCAGAUUUGUAGGGCAUUAGCUUACAUCCACAAUAGCAUUGGAGUUUGCCACAGAGAUAUCAAGCCUCAAAAUCUUCUGGUAAACCCGCAUACCCAUCAACUCAAGUUAUGUGACUUCGGGAGUGCAAAAGUUCUGGUCAAGGGAGAACCAAACAUAUCAUACAUUUGCUCCCGAUACUAUAGGGCUCCAGAGCUCAUAUUUGGUGCCACUGAGUAUACUACAGCAAUUGAUAUCUGGUCUGCUGGAUGUGUUCUUGCUGAGCUUAUGUUAGGGCAGCCUCUGUUUCCUGGUGAAAGUGGUGUAGACCAACUUGUGGAAAUCAUAAAGGUUCUUGGUACACCUACUAGGGAGGAAAUUAAAUGCAUGAAUCCAAACUAUACCGAGUUCAAGUUUCCACAGAUUAAAGCACACCCAUGGCACAAGGUAUUCCAUAAAAGGUUGCCUCCAGAAGCUGUUGAUCUUGUCUCUAGGCUGCUCCAGUACUCACCCAACCUAAGAUGCACUGCUGUGGAAGCACUUGUCCACCCGUUCUUUGAUGAGCUUCGAGACCCUAAUGCUCGUCUUCCGAAUGGCCGCUUUCUGCCUCCUCUCUUUAACUUCAAGCCUCAUGAAUUGAAAGGAAUCCCAUCAGAUAUUAUGGCAAAAUUGAUCCCCGAACAUGCGAAGAAGCAAUGCUCCUAUGCAGGAGUCUGAGAUGGCCGCAGUCGCAAUCCCCUGGAAAUUUCCAUGGCAAGUGCGCAUCCCCCCCCCCUGGACGAUCGAUGGAUCGUCAACAUAUGCGUGCAUGCUGGUUGAUGAAGAUGUGAAGCUACGCCUUUGUUGUAUGACCACCUUGUUGACCAGUGUAGUUGUGUAGCAGUAUGCUGUGAUGCAAAACCUGACAUGUAACCGGUGCACCCCUCCCCUACUAACCCUCACCCACAUGAGAAUUGAGAUUGCCAUAGCAGAUUCUGUAAUGUUAGUAUGUUCUAGAGCAGUUAAGAAUGUAUUUAUGGUAGUUGAUCCAUAUGUUGGGAUCGUCGUCUAUUUUCUUGGUUCUUUGUGCCCCAGACUGCUACCUGGUUUUAGAUUGUUCUGAAAAAUGCUACUACUACGGUACUACUGCCUGCCACCUUACUGUGCGCUUGUUUGCUC